ACAGCAUAAUACUGUUACGCUUUAUGACCUCUGCACCACAGACAUAAAUUAGUUGACAAAAUGCUACAUGCCGCUCUCUAAAUACCGCAGAAGUCUAAUGAAAGUUGCAUUUUACUGCGGUGUUCUACCUAAUAAAUUGUACACAGCAACAACAUAUGUUUACAUUUAAAAUAAUCUUGUUUUUAUGAUUUAUUUUUUGGUAGUUACUGUGAAAAUAAGUCAUUAAACCUCCAUGAAAUAGUCACAAUUUUGAAAUGAAGGUAUGUUUAUGUACAGUUUAAGUUUACAAGAACAUCACAAGACGUGGUCCAUGGUUUACACUGUUAUGUAAAAUGUUGUUUUGAGUUUACGUAAGCGCUCCCAUGAAAUGUUCACAACACCAAAACACGUUCAUCUUGGUAUUUUUUACGUAUAUUUACCAUUUUUUAACAUUUUCGUCACUUCUUCCGGUACUGGAGAUGGAGGAGGAAGUGAUGUUUGCACCAAAAGUACCCACCCCAAAGCUGCAGUUCGCACCAACACCAAACCAUUGUUAUGGUCCAAUUCUGGAUCAAUUUCUGUUGUUUGUUAUGCAUUUUUUAUACUAUGCCCGCUCGUUGUGUUGAAGGGUUUUGCUCGAGCACUCGAGGAGAUUAGGAGAGUAAUUGUUUACCUUUUCAGCUUUAUUGUCGUAGUCAAGACAUUUAGCGAAAUUGCUUCAGAAGCUUUGUUCAACAUGAGUAUAAAAUAUAUAUGAAAACGGAAGAAUCCAAAUAAAAUAUGCACGGAAGGAGAAAUAAUGUUUAUCACCCCUUCUCCUCUGGUGAAAGUCUAUUUUCAGCUAUGUCAACCUACAAUGUAUUACUCAGGACAAUCCCCCACCAGAAGGCUCUUUGACCAUGACCAUCUAGUUUCUUGACAUUUUUUUCAAUUUGGAUGCUGCAUCUACACAUUGUCAUAUUUACUAUUUGGGCGUAUUGUUUCGAGCUUUGUAGGGUUGUCACAAGAAAUGAAAAGAAAGAAAAACUUGAACAUGAAGGUUUUCCACCAGUAUUGCCACAUUAGAAUUAUUGGGUCUUUGUUGAUUUCAUUUCUGCAAUGAGCCAUGUUCCACAAAUGGUCCCUGUGCUAGAACUGGUACUUGAAAGUCGGCGCAAGCCAUAUGCAAUAGAACCACUGGGUGAUUAAGGUUGAAGGCCGAUCUUAAGUAAACUAUUAUCAAAUGUAGAAUUACUACAGCUUAUGCUUGGAUAUGAACAACUCAGAGGGCAAAAAAACAGCCAUACGUCACUUGCUGAUGCUGUGAACCCCAAGCUAGGUUGGACUACUACUGCAUAAUUUCAAAUUUUAUUUCAGAAUUGUAUUUAUCGUAGAAUAACCUGCCAGUGAACAAAAAUACAUUUUUAGGGGUCAUAAUAGAUGAAAAUAUGGAAAUCUCACAUUAACAACAUACAUAAGGUGGCGAGAGAUACUUCAAUACUGAAUAACAUAUGUCCUUGACCACAAAUCACUCUAUAUUCUCUAUUGUUUUCUGGUAUUACCAUAUCAAACUAUAAUAGCAUUACUAUACAUACUAACUAUAACUAACUAUAAUAGUGUGAAGUAUGGGGAAACAACUACCUUUAUAAAAGUACACUUUACACACUAAAUAUGCUGUAAAAAAGAUCAGUUAGGAUCAUCCAUGAUUCAUGUAUACCUCACAUACAAAACCUCUAUUGCUAAAAUCCUAAAUAUUAAAAAUUGCUGAUCUAGUAAAUUUUUAAACAGCUAAAAUUAUGCUUGCUACCCAGAAAUUAUUCUCAACAAGAUAAUAAUUCCAACAAUGUUCUGUUAUGUACUGUGUGUAUAUAUAUAUAUACUGACAUUUAUUAUGACUGUUGUAGGAUUAUUUUAUGAUCACGUUGUUGCAUUACCUUAUCAUUCUCCUCUGUAGACUACAUUUGGAAUACAGGAAGUGAAUAUUGCAAUUGAUGUGAAUCGUUUGGGGGGCAGGAUUAAAUAAGAUUUGUGGAACUGCGUAUACUAUUGUGUGAUGUAUUUCAAUGUAACUUUUGUGCAUGUUCAAAUAAAAUUAAACCAUUACCAUAAAUUCAGUGAAUAAAAUGUAAUAUUAUGCAAAUAGACGCUAAAUUACAUUUUGUGUGAAAAGUGUAAUCUGAUUGGGAGUCGCUUCAAAUCUGAUUAUUUUAACAAUUUGAGAAUUUCUUAUGAUGUCAUCACAUUCCUCCUGAUGGUGGACCUCUUCAAAAAACACUUUUCUGCUAGAGGGUCAUAGGUGAGGUCAUGGACAGAAGCAAUGAUGUGACGUUGAUGUCAUGGUAUACGAAGAGUCACAUUAAAUUCCGCUGAUGUCAUCAUCCUCAUACUGCUCACAUCCCUCUAAGGGCCAUUUUGCUAAUUAUCUAUGGAUUGCUUAAAUAUGCUGUGAUGUUGCAACCUCUUUUUUUACUUAACAAUCACAUUCAAAUUUGAAAUGGAACGGUCAGUUUCUAGUUCUAAUGUAGACCACUCAUCCCCAGUCAGGUAGUAUAGAGAUUUCACACACUGUAGAGCAGGGGUGUCCACACUUUUUUAUCGUACGGCUGCAAACAAAAAAUGGAAGAAUGUCGGCAGCCACUGUAAUAUUUCUCACCUUUAUAUUUUUAUUAGCCUUUUAAAAUUGACGGAACCAAGUACAGGGAGCGGCAUAGUUGCAAUGGUAACUGCUGCGUGAUGUUUGUAUCAAUAAAAACAUGCGAUAUAUCCAUGUAGAGUGUCGACUAAAAGCUCAACAAAACCAAUUUUAGGAAAGAAAUACCCACUCAAAUCACUUAGUAAAUUAGUGUUUCCCCCUUCCUGCUGUCUUUUUGUCACACUUAAAUGUUUCAGAUCGUCAAAAAAAUCUAAAUAUUAGUCAAUGACAACAUAUGGAAAAGUGAUUGCCUGCUGAAAGUAAUAACUGGUGGGGCCACUAUGAGCAGCAACAACUGCAAUCAAGCAUUUGUGAUAACUUGCAGUGGGUCUAUGGGGGAAUUUUGUCCCACUCAUCUCUGCAGAAUUAUUUUAAUUUAGUCACUCUAUUACAGCAUGAAACACCUUUUUAAGGUCAUACCACAGCAUCUCAAUAGGAUUCAGGUCAGGACUCUUGACUAGGCUGCUCCAAAGUCUUCAUUUUGUUUUUCUCGAGCCAUUCCUAGUUAGACUUGCUGGUGUGUUUCGGAUUAUUGUUCUGCUGCAGAACCCAAGUUGGUUUCAGCUUGAGAUGGCCGGGAGUUCUCAGAAUUCAUGUUUCCAUUUAUCAUAGCAAGUCUUCCAGGUUCUGAAGCACCAAAACAGCCGCAGACCAUCACACUACCACCACCAUAUUUGACUGUUGGUAUGAUGUUGUUUUUCUGAAAUGCAGUGUUACUUUUACAUCAAAUGUAAUGUGACACACACCUUGUAAAACUUUUGUUGUUGAGUAUCAAGAUUUUUUCUGGCAAAAUUAAGAUGUUAAUGUUGUUUUUGUUUAGAAGUGGUUUUUCAUCUUGGAACUCUGCCAUGCAGGCCAUUUUCGUCCAAUGUCUUUCUUAUGGUGGAGUCAUAAACACUGACCUUAACUAAGGCUAAAGUUAGACCUGUAGUUCUUUCAGAUAUAUUCUUGUGGGGUUUUUUUGUGACCUCUUGGAGGGGUUGUCGCUGAGCUCUUGGGGUAAUUUUGGUUAGGCGGCCACUCCUGGGAAGCUUUACCACUGUUUCAUGUUUUUGACAUUCGUGGAUAAUGGCUCUCACUGUGGUUUGCUGACUAAUUAAAUUUCUUUGAUGAUCUUGAACAUUCUGGAACGUCCUGGAACUAAAGCUAUUUUAUUUUUAAUUAUAUCUAUUUUAAAAUAUAGAUUUUUAUAGUAUUAUUUUUGUGAUUGUACUACUCCUUUAUAUUAAUCUGAUGCAGGACAUUUUUAAUUGAAUUUUUGAAUAUUCCGAUGGGCAGAAAAAAAAACAGUUCCGCAAAUGGCCCCCGUGCCGCAGUUUGAUCACCCCUGCUGUAGCGGCUUGGACGUUCCAAGCGGCCACACGCCGUGUAAUUGAUCUCAUUUAGUUUGGACGAGCUGUGGUGAAGCAAGACGACGCGGUGCCAUUCAUGAGGAAAGUCCUCUUCCUUUGCCGAGGCUGACUCUUGUGUCGUUACAUUGUAGCGGAAAGAAUGUCGGAAAGGGCCGAGGAUGACGUCAGGGGGGAGCAGCGCCGAGCGGCCAGGCAGCAGCUGAAGCAGCAGCAGCAACCGAUCCAGCGGGGAGAAGGCUCCACAGCAAUGGCGACUGUUGCGGAGCGGAGAUCCUUGCCGAGUCCUGAAAUAAUGCUGGGACAGCCUUGGACCAGCUGGGUCGACGCCGCCAAACUCCACGCCAAUGACGGUGCUGAAUUGGAGGAAAGUUUCAAAGACUCCGGGAAAAAUCGCGAAGCCAUGCGUUUGUGCAAAGAAGAUAUGUCCAUAUUUGGCCAGUAUCCCGCUCAAGAUGACUUCUACCUGGUGAUGUGCAGCCACUGUAGUCAAGUAGUCAAGCCCCAAGCCUUCCAAGCACAUUAUGAGAGAAGACAUAACUCGCCCAUAAAGUCGGCCUCCGCCUCACCCUUCCCUUUGUCGGGAAGGAACAGGAGUAGUAACAGUGCACACGGACCUGGACUGGGCCCAGGGUCUGUUGCUGGACUAACGAGUGGUGGGAUCUUUGGGCGAACCUCUACUGCAGGAUCUAGCUUAUCUUCCUCUAUAACAUCCUCGUCAUCCUCCUCCAAUCCCAAACUACUAAAACCAGCCAAAGAGAAACUGCCCGGCAUUCAGCGAAGGCCUCCUUUUCCUCCCUUCAGGAUGCUCCAGCCAGAUAAAAUCCUCACCCCGGCUGUCAAGGUGGAGAAGAUGCUUCUGAAUGUGGACUCGUCAGCUAAGCUGGUGCAGGCCCCCUCCGCCCCCCCAACCACCUCAUCCACCUCAACAUCUUCCUCUAGCACCACUGUGAGCUCCAACACUACCACCACCACCAUCACCACCUCCUCAUCCUCUGCCCUUAAACCAGGCCUUAACUGUCCCUCCAUACCAAAGCCUCCCUUACCGACCCCAGGACAAAUCCCUAAUGGCAAAGGCCACAUGUCUGUCUCGGAUAAGAAGCAGGAGAACAGCAGCAGCAGUGCUAGCAGACGCCACCUUAAUAAGAAAUUGACAGAACGGGAGUUCAAUCCAGACAUCCACUGUGGCGUUAUGGAUGUGACGGCACGUAAACCCUGCACAAGAUCCCUAACAUGCAAGACACAUUCCUUGAACCAGCGUAGGGCAGUGCCAGGGCGGAGGAAACGCUUUGACACAUUGCUGGCAGAGCACAAGAACAGAACAAAGGAGCGGGAGAGAGAGAGAGAACACCACCAAACCCAUUCCCAACAAACGCCCCCUCUCAGGGACCCACACCCCUCCCUCCAUCUACCCACUUCUUAUGAUGUCCACACGGUGGCUCAUGGCAACGGACCCACCCCAGAAGCCACCAAGAUUCUGCCAACCAACAAACCAAAAUUUCACAGCCCUGGUCUUCCACGACUAAACAACACACACGGGGCUGGUACCCCCAUAGACCCCGCAGCAGUCCACGAGUCACCGCACCAACCCCAAAGUGCUCCUGAUGGCUUGUCUCGAGCCUCCAGUGACGAGGGAGAGAAUGAUGAGCGUGAGGAGAGUGCUGACAAACUGCACUGUCAAUAUUCAGGUUAUCACCCUCGACCGGUAGCUUACUGUAAGUUCGGAAGUCGACUGUUUGGGAGAGGCUGUUACUCCUUCGACAGGCGAUGGGACAGAAUGCGAUUUGCCCUCUCCACAAUGUUGGACAAGCACGUCAACUCUCAUAUGUGGAGGAAAAUCCCCUUGGCCUUGGAGAACAGCUCCUCUUUUGCACCUCCCCAUAAGACAAGCACAAACUCCCACAGUAGCACCCCUUCUUCAGGCUUCCUGGGCCCACCUUCCACCUUGACCCAGACCCCCUACAGCCAAUCAUAUGAGGGCAAGCCUCUGCUCCCCUAUGGGACCACCUUAAAUGCCCGCAGCUCUCCGCAAGGAGGGUCUGAGCACCCGGCCUACGGCACCACGCAGGCCCGACAAGUGUCUUCGUCGCCGCAGAUGCCUUCAGCCCAUUUGUCCUCCUCCACUUCUCCUUUAGCUCCUUCCCUUGCCUCAGGCCGGGCGCUUAAGUCCCGUCCCUCCAGCAGCAGCACUACAAAGUCAUUGUCCUUCAGGCCCAAGGAGACCUCCACCGGUUCCUCCACACCCGUCAUCCCCACUCCAGUGGGUGGGGGUAGCAUCGGCGCCAACAGUCACAGUAGCAGCACCAGCUUCAGCUCGGGAAAGAAGAGGAAGAACAGCUCGAUCCUCUCCUCGUCCCACAGCUCCUCCGAACCCCCGAACGCCAACUAUUCUCCCUCAUCCUCUUUCAAGAAGAACUGUGCAAAUGUCGGCAGCUCAGGGAGCACUUACCACCACAGCUCACUAGGUUCCUCAUCCUCAUCGUUAUCCUCCUCCCAUAGCGGAGUCCACAGCGUAGGUCUCAACUGUGGCCCCAGCGUGCGCACAAACUCCCUCAACCUCAAGGCUGAGCUUUCCGGAGGCUCGUCGGGCAGCUCUUCCGGCCCGCCAGCGCGAGGUCCUCCCUCAGGCAGUUCUGCCGAGUCCAUCAAGCGCAUGAGUGUGGUGAUGAACAGCAGCGACUCCACCCUGUCUCUGGGGCCCUUUGUCCACCACCAGCCCUCGGCGGAGCACCACACCGGCUUCAGCCACCACUCCUCAGACGGCCGCCUGGAGAGCAGGAAACGCAAAAGCUCUCCUGCCGUCAGCGGCGUGAACAGCGGCGGCGGAGGAGGGGGAAUCGGUGACGGCGGGGGUGGGGGUCCUGGACCGGGUAGACACAAGGUGACCAAGUCGCCUGCCAUUAACAACAUUCACGGGAAACAUGGGCGGAGCAUUCCGGGGACGCCAGGGAUGCCCAACAACUCCCAUUUACAUCAGCCAAAGGCUCGUCCCUGACAGCGGUGUCCCGCCUGCGGAGUGCUUGGAGGCGACACGAGGACGGCGACUAGUCUGGAGCACUCCGCUCUGGACCGCAUGAGGCCUUCUCUUUCACGAAAAAAAUCCACAUUACUCUCAAGUUUCCCACAAUCCUCAGGGUUGGAGAUGAUCUGGACCGCCAGUGAAGUCAAAUGUCCGUACUCUUUCUCCCAAAGCCAUGUCCGUUGGAGGGAUGGGGCGCUGUGCUCGAAAAGGGGAUACAUCGCUUGUGGAGCUCUGGCUUGUGUGGUGGUGGGGGGGUCACGGACGAGCCAGCCGCGAACUUCUACUUAUCCCAGUAUUCCGUGAGGUCUUCCAAGAUGAGCGCAGUGUAAGAGGAAGGAGAGCGACAGCAGUGGGUCUCUGGGGGGGGCGAGUGUGGGCUCUACGGCCACAAGCUGUCAGGAUGCUGAGUGGGGAGCAACAAGCCGAUCUCUUCCGUGAGUGUGUGUGUGUGUGUGUGUGUGUGACAGUUACAGAGAGCGAGUGUGUCUGUUUUGAGUAUUUUUCUCAUGUCAGAAUCUGCUGGACUACUGGAAUUCCCGACUUAAUUUCACCCCCCCAGUUCGUUCUCAGAAGCCUUGAAAAGGAGAGCAGGAGAACUCGUAAUCGCUUUGUUUCAUGCUUCAUCAGUCGGACUCUGCUCCUUUUUUUGAGGGGGCGGGGCUACAUGGUUUAGCUUGAGAAACGGCCGCUAGGGACAACCAUGUUUUUUUUGUUUUGUUUUUAAUUCCCCCUGAAGCAUUAUGCAAGUGUUACCUUUUUAUGAUUUUUCUUACAAGCUUUUUACACUGAACUACAAAGAGUCUUUGUAGAUGUGCUCGAGGAUGGUUUUGCGCUUUCAAACUGCGAUACGGUCACCUGAUGUGCCCUCGUUUUGAGUCUUUUUGUCAGAUGAGACAGUUAGAAUUUCACAAUCUUUCAGAAUGAUCGAAAGACCCGCUCCCCGACUGUGAACAGCACUAAAUAGCUCGUCUCCACAGUGUAAUGCUAGUGUGGUCGCUACUUGGGUUUGUGUGUCUUUUUCCACUUUUGAAGUGGAAAGUUGGGCUGGUGAAGUGGUGGAAGUGGAAGUUGCAUUACCUGUGUGGAUAUUCUGAAUCUGUGCAAAUCGUAUUAUUGCCACAACAUUUUAUUCUGUUCAGUAUCACAAUUACUGUGGGAGAUCCACAGCUGCCCUGUGGACCGAUGUGAAUUGUAAUGUUUUUUUUUUUUCGCCCCCCUGCAUAGGGAAUCAGGUAUGGUACGUCUUAACUGGAGCAAACUUUAUGCACGUCAGCUGUCUUCUGUGGGUGUUUUUAGUCCCUGUUGUGUGUUUUUUUCCGCAGGAACCCUCCCCCCCAAAAAACUUUGAUUUGCUCGGCUCACGUCGAGAUAGAAAGGCCAGCAUUGUACUUUUGAAUUCCUUGAGUCGAAACGGGAGUCUUAAAUCAGGCAAAUACGCUGCACUCGGUAGAUCAGCUUCAAGUCGGGCUUGGUGGUGCGAGAUUCAUGCAGAUGGCUUCACAGGACAUAUUCCCAAAAUAUUUGGCCACAUACGUGGAGACCUCCACUGAUGUCAGUAAAGAGUGGAAACACUUUUUUUUUUCUCCCUUGUAGCUUAUGUAUUUAAAGUUAUGAACUUACCCCCUAUUUGAGAAGACGUAUUUUGUUAAGGAAUUGUACAUAAAUGAAAUGUGUAUUUUUGCACAGGCAUUUUUUUGUACACACAUACAUUUUUGGGUACCGUUUAAAAAAAAAAAAAAAAGAGUCCUUAUUUAUUUAAGAAGCCAGAAUUUGAUGAAGUUUCACUGCCAAGUCUAUAUGAUGCAAUACAUGGAGAUAUAUAUGUAAUAGAAGCAGAAGCCUCUCGUAAAUCAUGGACUGAAGGUCCCUUUUUAACGGGACAGCGGUGAAGUUUUUUUUUUUUUUUCCACUGUAGCAUGUUGUUUCUGUUGACAGCGAAAUACCUUUAUCACUUUUUCAAGGUCUCAAAUCACAUGUGCUUUUACGACACAUAUUAUGUUGCCUAUGAAUCAACACAACUAAUGUACCUGUGUGACCCAAUCGGCCUGUGAUGGUUCUACUGUCCCACAGGCUUUUUUUUUUUUUUUUCUCAAUGGACCCGGAAGUCAUACACUUUACCUUAAGACACGUUUCAUGCUUGUUUUUUUGAAGGCUGAUGGGACUAAAGCAGUCAUCUGCAUUGUCAUUGCCAAACAAGUCAUUUUGAGCCCACGGCUUUUUAAAAGAAAUAUCAAAUUAAGAAAGUGCCUGAAUUAGUUUCACCCUGUUUGAGGACAGUGUUGUUUUUUGUUGUUUUUUUUACCUUACUUGAAUGUUCAAAAGUGUUGCGUUCAAAUCUGCCUAUGAACCCUAAAUGUGGUAAAAAUAUGAGCUUGUCAGCUGCCCGGUAUCAGAACAUGUAGUAUUGUGUGUGUUUUUAUGACACAGACAAGAUGCUAACAUUUCCUGUCAUCCGUUUGUAUGUGUGUGUGUGUGGCUGAAGCCGCGUCUGGUUUACUAGGAGUUGUACAUCACAACAUUCAAUCUCAUCCUUUGUUUACCUUGGAACUCCACUGACAGACAUCUCAACUGAAGGUGUAUUAUUGUGAGGAUGUUUUUUUUUUUUUUUUUUUUCAAUAGAACCAUAGACUUGGAAUGUGAACGUCAAAGAAUACAGCUAAUGUCUGGGAGGAAAACUCAAACCCUUCAUGAGACAAAAAAAAAACCCUGUAAUCCCCUUGCCCCCCUUCCCCUGAUGAACAUCAAAUCAUUUUCAGCUAGACUUUUAUGUAUUGGCUGCUAUGUAAUUCAUGAACAAAAACACAAGUUAGAAGUAAUAUUUAAAGAGAAAAAAAAGAAGAUUGUAUAGUAUAUUUGUUUUGUAACAAGUUUGUGUAAAUAAAAUAAUUUAUACUAUUUAUAUGAAGAUAACAUCUCGGUCUUGUU
This is a messenger RNA of Doryrhamphus excisus (bluestripe pipefish), 9946 nucleotides long. It is a transcript of the gene atxn7, whose product is annotated as ataxin 7. NCBI's taxonomy places the organism in Eukaryota, Metazoa, Chordata, Actinopteri, Syngnathiformes, Syngnathidae. The record is from RefSeq and is a predicted model, not a curated record.